This is a messenger RNA of Podarcis lilfordi (Lilford's wall lizard), 5509 nucleotides long. Lineage: Eukaryota; Metazoa; Chordata; Lepidosauria; Squamata; Lacertidae. The record is from the annotation of a GenBank genome assembly.
AUGUCUCUCAAGCAAACCGGUGGCUUCUCCUGCAGGUGGCUGACUUUCUGGAUAGCUCUGUCCAUUGUGGAAGGUAAGUCUUCUGUGGUUUGUGAUAUUUUUUCAGUUGUAAUUCAGAAUUCAAGAGCAGUGCUGUCUAGGUUUGUCAUUGCUUUUCUCCCAAGAAGCAGGCGUCUUUUAAUUUCGUGGCUGCUGUCACCAUCUGCAGUGAUCAUGGAGCCCAAGAAAGUAAAAUCUCUCACUGCCUCCAUUUCUUCGCAGAUAUUAAACAGUCAAAUAUCAGUAGUUACAGGUAGGUAGCCGUGUUGGUCUGCCGUAGUCGAAACAAAAUAAAAAAAUUCCUUCCAGUAGCACCUUAGAGACCAACUAAGUUUGUUAUUGGUAUGAGCUUUCGUGUUUUGCAUGCACACGAAAGCUCAUACCAAUAACAAACAUUGUUGGUCUCUAAGGUGCUACUGGAAGGAAUUUUUUUAUUUUGUGUCAAAUAUCAGGUUGUUGUAGGGAAGGGGCAGUUUUGUGGUGUUAACAUGUGAAGAUAGUAUCUGUCUCAUUUGAGAGAUCUUUCAAGUUCAAGUUCAAGUUUAUUGCGGCCAAAGCCAGUGACACUAAACACCAUAAGAUCAGACAACAAGAAAUCAGCAACAACUUCAGAAAAGAAAAAAGGUUACACAAGAGAACUUCACAGUGUGCCAUUCAACAGAAGAGAUUUACGCUUCUUAAUUACUAAAGUGCAAUAUUUAGCCACCUCAUAUGAUACUGAGCUUGAGGAAUCUUCCAGGAGGUAUUUUCGAAGAGUUUCAGGGAGGAUUCCAAAUAAUAUUGAAGGGGUAUAAAUUUUGAUAGAAGCGGUAAAAUAAGUUGAACUCGUUCUUCACUAUAGAAUUCGCAAGAUAGAAGAAUGUGUGUGACAGAUUCUACCUUAUUAGACAUACAAGGGCAGAGACGCGCCUGCAUUGGAACUCGCGUGAAUUUGCCGUACAGCACUGCUGAGGGCAUUGUCUCAAAGCGGGCUCUAGAGAAAGCCCAGUUGAGAGAUCUUUAAAGCUGGCCUAGUUUGUUUGGAGCUUAUUACAUAGGCAAUUCUAGUAAAUGUUGAGGUGUUGCUUGUGGGGAAAACACUACAAAAAUUUAGAAAUGAAGGACACUUUGUCUACUCAUUUAUAUAAGUGUUGAUAUAGUCCCUCAAUUCAUAAUGUAUAACAAGGUGGUGUACUGACACAUAUACAAUAAAAGCACGACACCAUUUAAAAAACAGUAUAAAAUGGUAUUUAAGAGACUGGCUAACCCAAAGCAUUUAAAAAUGUGCUCAAGAGACAAAGACCAAAAGCAAGAACGCUUGCCAAAUCUUUGUUUGAUUUAAAUAAAGAAUCUUCUGCCAAGGAGUCCAGGACAACGUCCUUUGGGUUUUCUCAUUUUUAUUAUUUAGACAGAGCAUGUGUGUGAGUGUGACUGGACCAAGGUCACACUGUGAGCACGAGGCUGAGCAGGAUUCAAACACAGGUCCUUCCCCGCCCAUGCCUGUACUCACUGUGUCACACUGGCUUUUCAUGUGCUUAAUAUGGAAAUAGAUGUUUGCAAUGGAUCUCAAGAAAUGACAGUGGCACAUAGAUAGCUGCACAAAAUGGCAUAUGAGUCUGGGACUAAGAGCAAAACUUGAUGAAGUGUUCAUUGUGUGAAAGCCGAGACAAUCUCUGGGCUCAACUUAUUGCCCCUGCCAUGACCCUGACAAAAACUGGCUCCCCAAAACUAUCUACAUUUCUAUAGCAGCUCCCAUCGGCACCAGUGGAGACUUCCCUAAAACUGGAAAUAGCAGCCUGGGGAAGAUGGUUUUUAUCCCCUUCCCCACCUCUCUAGUCCUAAGGCUGCUCAGGCUUCCUCACAGCUGCUAUUUACGUAACAUGUGUAUACUAUUUAUUUACCACAGUAUUUCAAAUGUAUAACCCACCCUUCCUGCCCAAAGGGAGCCCAGUGCAUUUCAUGGCCAUAAAAUCACAUAAAAGCAAUUUAAAGCAGUACAGUAACAUAUUGCAGACAACAGUUAAAACGAGCAGCGCAAAAAACUUAAUACGGCUUGCAGCCAAAAUACAUUCAUGCAAUUUACCUCAUGCCUCAGUUUGCCGUAAGUAUAUUCAAAAUGGCAUUCUAAACAGAUCUGGUCCCAUAGAAGUUUACUGAUGGAUGCAUGAAUUUGGGUGUUUCUGUUGUCACCUGGUCACCCUCAGAGCAGCUACAGGUGCUGUUCAUAAUCAGCCUAUUAUUUUUCUUAAAGGAUGUUAGUUUCCCAGGUAUUUACACUCUGUGCAUCAAAGCUCAUUCCUCAAAGUUUCAAACAACAAAAUUGGUGUGCUUCGCUGAUUCAGGCAAAUCCACAUUAUUUAAUGCAUUUGACGUGAGCUUGCUUCAAGGAUGUAAAUUUUAAAUGCUCCUGACAUCUUUCUUUCUAGAUUUUGGCACAUAAUUUUUAUCCACAUAAUUAUAAUUGAGUGUUACUUCCAUGGGCUGGUGAAUAGCAGGUUAUACCCAACUACCGUGGCACCAGGAGUCUGUAUUUAGCAUGAAGUGCAGCUGAGCGACUUAAAUACAAAUUCCACAAAGAAAACAGAUACUGAAGCACUAUAGAAAUGUGGGUAGCUUUGGAGAGACAGUUUUUGUCCUUUGCCCGAAAGCUAUAUUCUGUAAUGUACCAUCUUCUAUGAAAACGCUGUAGCAGAAUGGACAAUGUGAUCACAAGGCACAUGUUCCCUUUGAAAUACCGGGAUGAAGGGAUUAGAGCAGCCUUUCUCAACCUGUGGGUCCCCAGGCGUUGAACUACAACUCCCAUCACCCCUAGCUAGCAAGGCCAGAGCUCAGGGAUGAUGGGAGUUGUAGUCCAACAACAUCUGGGGGCCCACAGGUUGAGAACCACAGGAUUAGAGCAUCCACCGCAAUUCUAUGCAGGCUAGACACCUAAUUGCUCCUCACAUAGCUCAGUUCUUAAUCUGAGAGCACCAGAAACACAGGGGUGUAACCAGGAUUUUUGGAGGGGCGGCAGAACCUGUUACCUAUUGAUUUUGGGGGGGGUAGAUGCCCCUCACUGUCCCCCCAGCUAUGCCCAUGCUUCUGCGUGUGGUAAAUUUUGCAAGGCAGCCGCUUCUGGUGACAGCCCUUACCCUGAAGAGAGUCAAUAGCCAGACUCCUAUAGAGAAUUUGUAAAUGCAUGAAUUGCCAUGUAGACAGUGUUAGUAUGUUCAGUUCAGUUCCUAAGUUUAUUGUUCCAGCCAAAGGCAUGGGCAAACUUGUAGCAAUAGUCUUCAUAAAAUAAUACAGAACAUACUGUACAUCCAUAAUGUAAGUCGACAUCCAUCAGCUAGCUACUGUCUGAAGCUAGCCUACCUAAAAAAAAAAAAGCAUCAUGUUUGCAGCCCAGGUCUGUCCUCUUUGCUCCCAGACUUACAACACUCUUGCAGAUAAAUGGAAUUUCUGUUCCUGCUGGGGGGCAAAUACUGGGACAGCACAAUUCCUGCCUCAUUGAACCACUGUGUAUGACUGAGAUGCAGACACCUCUUCCUCCUUGUAGAGCAUGGGUAGGCAAACUAAGGCCCAGGGGCCAGAUCCGGCCCAAUCGCCUUCUAAAUCCGGCCCGCGGACGGUCCGGGAAUCAGCGUGUUUUUACAUUAGAAUGUGUCCUUUUAUUUAAAAUGCAUCUCUGGGUUAUUUGUGGGGCCUGCCUGGUGUUUUUACAUGAGUAGAAUGUGUGCUUCUGUUUAAAAUGCAUCUCUGGGUUAUUUGCGGGGCAUAGGAAUUUGUUCAUUUCCACCAAAAAAAUAUAGUCCGACCCCCUACAAGGUCUGAGGGACGGUGGACCGGCCCCCUGCUGAAAAAGUUUGCUGACCCCUGUUGUAGAGUCUGAGGCUAAAAGCACUGGCAAAAUGGGCACGUCAUGGUGUCUGUGUGCUUUUCCUGGCACAGUAAACUAGUGUAGGCUCUAAUCUUUCUAGGAAAAUAUUCAAGUCUUUUCUCUGGUGAAGAAAACCAGGAUGUCACGGUUGAGCUGGCCACGGCAGAUGAUGAGAGCAUUGACAAUACUGAGUUCCCAGUGGAAUGUGGACCAAGAAGUAAGUAUGAGAAUGAAAUAAGGAAAAGGUGUGGAUGUCCUUUACAGGCCAACAGCAAGCACUUCGGGGAAAUUAUAGGCUAAGUCUACCCUAAAGACUAUGAGGGACACGGGUGGCGCUGUGGGUUAAACCACAGAGCCUAGGACUUGCCGAUCAGAAGGUCAGCGGUUCGAAUCCCUGCAACGGCUACGACUGGACCUAAUGGUCAGGGGUCCCUUUACCUUUACCCUACAGACUGCACAGGCUAAGUCUAUUCUGGAAUACAGUUACUCCAGAAUACAAACUGUAACACGGUAUAUGGAUAGUCUUCACUUUUAUUACGUUACAGAGAGAGCAAAUUGUCUAGACGGUGGAAGAAGCAAAACCACUGAAAAAAUGUUUUCACAAUACAGUGGUACCUUGGGUUACAUACGCUUCAGGUUACAUACGCUUCAGGAUACAGACUCCGCUAAUCCAGAAAUAGUACCUCGGGUUAAGAAUUUGCUUAAGGAUGAGAACAGAAAUUGUGCUCCGGCGGAGUGGCGGCAGUGGGAGGCCCCAUUAGCUAAAGUGGUGCUUCAGGUUAAGAACAGUUUAAUCCUGUAAUCCUGUAUAUGCUUAGGUAAAGGUAAAGGGACCCCUGACCGUUAGGUCCAGUCGCAGACGACUCUGGGGUUGCGGUGCUCAUCUUGCUUUACUGGCCGAGGGAACCGGCGUACAGCUUCCGGGUCAUGUGGCCAGCAUGACUAAGCCACUUCUGGCGAACCAGAGCAGCACACGGAAACGCCGUUUACCUUCCCGCCAGAGCGGUACCUAUUUAUCUACUUGCACUUUGACGUGCUUUUGUACUGCUAGGUUGGCAGGAGCAGGGACUGAGCAAUGGCAGCUCACCCCGUCAUGGGGAUUCGAACCGCCAACCUUCUGAUCAGCAAGCCCUAGGCUCUGUGGUUUAGACCACAGUGCCACCCGCAUAAUAUAAUAUAAUAUAAUAUAAUAAUAUAAUAUAAUAUAAUCUAUCUGUUGUUAGCGCAAUCUGCAAGAAAUGUUCAAAUAGUAUCCGACUUUCCUAACUAACUCCAUUUCCAACAGGGCUGACAAAACGGUCCAGCGCCUUUGGUGUGCCGCGGCUCAGCAGGCUGGACAGGGAGGAAACCGACUGCCACAUUUUACCCUUAACAACACCAACAUCGCCGACCACCAAAGCAAGAACCACAACCCCAAAAACCAGGAAGGCGAAUACUCACCGUAUUGUGGCGGCAGCGGCCGCACCUCGGCUGAUAUAUUGGAGGCCUUUUUACCUACCCAGACAGCCCACUUUCUAUCGUGCUUUCGUUCCCUUUAACAGACAUGCCCGUCAUUGGAAUGGCAAAUCCGUCAUUGGAAUGCCCUUGUGGAAUGGCAAAUCCCAAAGUGAGGACUCCUCGGAAGAGAAGUGA